Molecule: messenger RNA, 311 nt
Organism: Raphanus sativus (radish)
Lineage: Eukaryota; Viridiplantae; Streptophyta; Magnoliopsida; Brassicales; Brassicaceae
Product: small polypeptide DEVIL 23
Exons: 1
Coding region: 43-183 (46 amino acids)
Biological process (GO): negative regulation of cell population proliferation
Source: RefSeq, a predicted model, not a curated record
AAAUUAAAAAUCAAAAAAAAAAAAAACACGUAGAGGUUGUGAAUGAAGCUGAAGAUUUCGAUGGGACGAGUUGGGUCGGGUCGGAUAUCCAAACUCCGUUGCUGGGAUUGGUGUAAGGAGCAAAGAACGCGUGUUUAUAUCAUUUGGAGGUGUUUGCUUUUCUUGUUACAAUGGGAAGACUAAAGAUCGAACAAGAAUAGUUAUCAAUCUAAACGAUUAAUUCCACACUCGGUUUACAAAGUGGAAGAAAACCAAUGGAGAUUUGUUUUGUUCGUCUUUAGGAGAAUAAACGUGUAUGUCGUUUUAUCUGG